Molecule: messenger RNA, 2758 nt
Organism: Esox lucius (northern pike)
Lineage: Eukaryota; Metazoa; Chordata; Actinopteri; Esociformes; Esocidae
Gene: epsti1
Product: epithelial stromal interaction 1
Exons: 10
Coding region: 207-1022 (271 amino acids)
Source: RefSeq, a predicted model, not a curated record
UUCAGAGCAACACCAAGUUAACGAUUUGUGUAUUCUUCCUUUAAACAUAUGACGCUUCUCUGUGAGAGCCUAUCGAUUACUUCUUAGCAAAUGUGUCUGCCUUGGGUGAAGUGGUGUCCUUUGGGAAGCCUGUACUGUAACAAUCCCUCCACACGUCUGCCACAGGACUUGCAUCUCCGAUCAGUAACACAGGAAGAUAGCCUACCAUGGACGACCAAGAACAUUAUAGAAAUGGGAUAAAUAAUGACAAUCGGAGAACAAAUAGGCUGUCGGGUAAUAACUCAUGGCAAGAACCCAAACCUGAUGCCAAAGCUGAACCACCAGUCCCCGUAAAAAAUACCGACCCAGAAAUACAGCAGGAUCCAACUCAACCUCAAUAUUCAGAAGGAUUUACCGUGAUUACACCCAUUGAAACGCGACGGAGAAAACUGCAGAGUAUGGCUCAGAAAGAAGAGGAGGACUACCUGAAAUGGAAGGAAGAAAACAGACCUGGUCCCAUUCAGCUGGCCCCAUCUAAGCUAGGUGGUGAAGUGUCAUUGGCUGAGGUGAGGCAGAGGCAACAGGUGGAGUUACGUCAAUCUAAAUUGCAGAAAAAGCUGAGAAAAGAAGAGAUGGACCAGCAGCAGAGAAAGUCUGAGGAAGAAGAGAAUGAGAGGAUAAAGGCUAAACAGCGGGAGAAGGCUGAGAGACUGGAGGAGAGGAGAAUACAGGAGGAGAGGCAGAGGAGAGAAGUACUCCAACAGGACCAUCUCAGGAGGACCGAGCAUUUCCUUCAAAGGGUGGAGAGGUCAGAAACAGCUCCAGUGGCGUCAACUUUGCCCUUACGUGCCUCACCCUGGGCCAAGUCCCAGGAGUACAGGGAGGGGAGGAAAGAGGAGGAGAACGCUGAACUACAGUUGAAGAAAGAGAAACAGAGGAUGAUGGUGAAAUAUAUCUGCUUUUCUGAUUACAUUACCGGUGAAAAAAGGAUGUGGUCAAUAACCAGUUUCAUUCCCAUACAGCAAACAAACAGGCUACUCUAGCUAUUGGUAGCCAUUGCUAACAAAUGCUAUUUUAGUCAGAGCAGGAAUCAAACAAAACUGAGCAAUACUAAACAAACAACUAACCAUCCAGGCACAACAAUUAAGGAAUAAUCUGUCUGUCAUCAUUGUUUUAUUAGUCUUGUAAUCAUAUGAUAGCUUUAUGAAUGAAGAGACAAAAAUCUUUCUGCUGAAUGACAGGGUCAUAAAUCACUGUUAUGUUAUGUGCUUUUUCCAUCAUUUUGUUAGAGUCGAUCAGAUGGCUUGGAGGCUGGAGUUCCCUAACUAUUACCUUUAUAGAUGUAUUUCAGUGUCCUUGCCCUUCUUCAGUCCUUAUUGCUUGUCUGCAUUUCUCUCUCUCUCUCUCUCUCUCUCUCUCUGUUCUUCCCCUCAGAGUGAGGCAUUGGAGGUGAAAGAGAGAGAUCAGGAGGAGGAAAGGAGGAAAGAAUUGAUAAGGGGACGAUUAGCGUUUCUCAACCGACUGCAGGGCGGAGGCGCAGGGGUUGCGGUGGAGCAGGGGGAGGUACAGCACCCCCCUGUGGUCGUGGAGGAGAACAGCACGGACUGGCAGACCCAUAGCCAGUCUUCCAGACCACUGGACUCUUCAGCGCCUCCAGGAACUGGCCCGGCACACGACAUAUCAGAAUGGGGAGAGGAGACAAGUCCAGACCUUGAGUGGGUGGUGAUGAAACUCCAGAACAUCUUCUCGUGGUAUGACAGACCCUUUCUAGAAGACAUUGUAAUUCAGUGUGAUGGAGACUACCAAAAAGCAUAUGACUUACUGAACUAGUGCUGUAGAGUAUUCCAUUGAAAACACUUAUUCAACAUGUACUGCCCAUUUAUAACUUUAAUGGCACCUACUCUGUUAUUCAGCAUGAAGGGGACAUAUAAUGGAUAAUUUUUACAAUUACUUUUCUUUUGAUUUGAUAUGUACUCAAUGAUAUGUUAUGGUCUGACAUCAACAUUUUAACUUUGUCUGUGUUGAUAGUAGAAUUGUCUUGUUUUUUUCACUCUUGCAAGUCUCUGGAUAUAUUCAUGCAUUGAUUUGAAAGGGGCAGCGUCGUUUGAAGAUCUGAUAACAACUACCUUCUAAAAAUUGUUUAUGAACCUCUAAAUGUGUGAGCUAGAAUCUAGAUUAUUACUGAUGUUUAAAGCAGGGCGUGGUUUUUGCCUUUGUGACUUUCACUCGCUUCAUAAUAUCCAUGUGCAUAAUGGCAUGACCAUGACUUUAGGUGUUCAACUACACAUAAAAGCAUGAAAAUAGGAACUCAAGAUUAAAACUGGGCACUCUCGCUUCAUAAGCCCUAAUAAUAAUAUAUUGGGACUAUUUUUCAUUUUGCUCAAUGUGUUGUGAUGGAAACAUCUGUUGAGAGAGACUGUUUUUGUGUUUGUGUUCAUAAAGGCUAAUCACUAUAGCGUGUUCUGGCUAUUCAUGACAAGGACUUCCCAGCUGGAAGAAUGGACAGUCAUCUCCCCUGAUGUAUCCAAUUAGAUAAUAUGAUAAAGGCCUGGAUUCAAUUUGGAAGAAGCUAAUACAGCUUUUAUUAAAAAAACAUUUGGAGAGAUUGACAUUCCCAGUAAAUGCGCUAUGUUUUUAGUAUUGAUGAUUUGUGUGACCUGCCUUUUCACUGAGUUGUUGUACGUUUCACUGUAUUUUUCCAAUUCCUCCUUGGUUUAAAAUCAGUAUUUUACGUUGUGAGUCAGCUAUGAAGAGCUGGUUAAUAAAUAACAUAAUACUA